Lotus japonicus is the source of this 2424-nucleotide messenger RNA. Its product is annotated as probable leucine-rich repeat receptor-like protein kinase At1g68400. The transcript is spliced from 2 exons. Bases 260 to 2248 code for a protein of 662 amino acids. Gene Ontology annotation, molecular function: protein kinase activity; protein binding; ATP binding. The record is from RefSeq and is a predicted model, not a curated record. Lineage: Eukaryota; Viridiplantae; Streptophyta; Magnoliopsida; Fabales; Fabaceae. Gene Ontology annotation, biological process: protein phosphorylation.
UGUGGAUUAUGGUCUAUUGAGUGUUGAGGUGCAGCAACUUGUCAGCACAAACAAUCCACCAAUAGCAAGUCACAUUCAUUAACUCAGCAUGCUUUUCAGUUUACCAUCCCUAACUAAAAAUUUAAUUACCAUACCGUUAACCCCUUCCAUUUCUCAUUAAUUACAAACCUCACCCUAUACAUUCACACACAACCACGCUCCAACGUUAGUAUUUCACUUCUUCUUCUUCUUCUUCCUCUCUCUCUUUCUCUCUGCAACAAUGUCUGCAAAACCCUCUCACCUCAUUGCUUCUGUUACUACACUUCUCCAUUUCCUUCUCCUUGUUCAAUGUUCCACCAACCCAGAUUUCGAACCACUCAUGGCUUUCAAAACCGCUUCAGACACAAACAAAACUCUCACAUCUUGGAACACCACCACCAACCCAUGCACAUGGCACGGUGUCUCCUGCGUCGGAGACCGAGUCACGCGACUCGUUCUCGAAAAUCUCCACCUCCAAGGCUCCAUCGACCCGUUAACCGCUUUAACUCACCUCCGAGUCCUCAGCCUCAAAGGAAACCGCUUCUCCGGUCCACUUCCCACCACUCUCUCAAACUUAGCCUCUCUCAAGCUUCUCUUCCUGUCUCACAACGAAUUCUCCGGCGAGUUCCCGGCGAGUCUGACGUCACUCUUCCGCUUGUACCGUCUCGAUCUGUCUCACAACAACUUCUCCGGCGAGAUUCCGGCGACGGUAAGCCGCUUGACCCACCUCCUCACUCUCCAUCUCGACGAGAAUCAAUUCUCCGGCAACAUUCCCAACAUCAACCUCCCAGCGUUGCAGGACUUCAACGUCUCCGGUAACCGCCUCUCCGGCGAGAUUCCAAACACCUUAUCGGGUUUCCCCAAGUCCUCAUUCGGGCUAAACCCGUCUCUCUGUGGAGCUCCGGUGGAGCAAUGCGCGGUGGAACCGAGAAAACCCGGAUCCCAAGGCACCAUUGCUUCGCCGUUAGUCCCAAGCGGCGCCGUUCCGACCACCGUGUCAUCUUCGCCGAGCGCAAUGCCAAAGUCACCACCGUUAACUGGAAGCCAUUCGAGGAUAAGCCCGGUGGCUUUGAUAGCGAUUAUAGUGGGUGACAUUGUGGUUCUCUGCAUAGUGUGUGUGCUUCUGUAUUGCUAUUUCUGGAGAAGCUACUCUGCUAAAUCGAAAGAAGGAAAAGGGUCGAAGCUUUUUGAGAGUGAGAAGAUUGUUUUCUCAUCUAGUCCUUACCCUGCUCAAGCAGGAUUUGAGAGGGGUCGAAUGGUGUUCUUUGAUGGGGAGAAUCAGAAGAGGUUUGAGCUGGAGGAUUUGCUGCGAGCUUCUGCGGAAAUGCUGGGGAAAGGUGGGUUUGGAACGGCGUACAAAGCGGUGCUUGAUGAUGGUAAUGUUGUUGCUGUCAAGAGGCUGAAAGAUGCUCAGGUUGCAGGGAAGAGGGAGUUUGAGCAGAAUAUGGAGGUUCUGGGAAGGUUAAGGCACCCCAACAUUGUUAGCUUGAGGGCUUACUAUUUUGCAAGGGAUGAGAAGCUUCUGGUCUAUGAUUACAUGCCAAAUGCUAGUUUGUUCUGGCUUCUUCAUGGGAACCGAGGACCAGGAAGAACCCCAUUGGACUGGACCACAAGGCUGAAGAUAGCAGCAGGAGCGGCACGAGGCGUGGCCUUUAUCCACAGUUCGUGCAAGUCCCUUGGGCUUACCCACGGUAACAUCAAAUCCACCAACAUUCUCAUUGACAAGCAGGGAAACCCACGGGUUUCUGAUUUUGGGCUCUCCAUCUUGACGGGCCCAGGCCCAUCAGGCGGGAGAUCCAACGGCUACCGUGCGCCGGAGGCAUCGGACGGUAGGAAACAAUCUCAUAGGUCUGACGUGUACUCAUUUGGGGUUCUCUUGCUGGAGUUGCUGACAGGGAAGUGUCCCUCCACCUCGGAUGGUGGUGGUGGGGCGGUGGACCUGCCGAGGUGGGUCCAGUCAGUGGUGAGGGAGGAGUGGACGGCUGAGGUGUUUGAUUUGGAGCUGAUGAGGUAUAAGGAUAUUGAGGAGGACAUGGUGGGGCUGCUUCAGAUUGCUAUGGCUUGCACUGCGCCUGCACCUGAUCAACGGCCUAGGAUGAGCCACGUGGUCAAGAUGAUUGAUGAGUUGCGUGGGGUCGAGGCGUCACCUUGUCAUGACACGUGUGACUCCGUGUCUGAGUCACCCUCAAUUUCUGAAGACACACCUGUGGUUGAACUCACUAGGCAGUAGUUUAACUUAGCUUUGAUUCUCAUUAGGUAUGGUAGUAUUAUAAAUCAGAUUAUUAGGGUUUUGUUUUUGUCAAAUUUUGGUCUUAUAUUCCUUGCUUGAUGAUCCUGUAUUCCUGUGCCUAUUUUUCUGAAUGCUGAGUUAAUUUUUAAUUUAAGUUUUUUAACUAAUUAAAGUAA